Messenger RNA from Lutra lutra (Eurasian river otter), 6214 nucleotides. It is a transcript of the gene TFAP2B, whose product is annotated as transcription factor AP-2 beta. Gene Ontology annotation, biological process: regulation of transcription by RNA polymerase II; anatomical structure development; regulation of cell population proliferation. The coding region runs from base 335 to 1744 and encodes 469 amino acids. The record is from RefSeq and is a predicted model, not a curated record. NCBI's taxonomy places the organism in Eukaryota, Metazoa, Chordata, Mammalia, Carnivora, Mustelidae. Gene Ontology annotation, cellular component: nucleus. Gene Ontology annotation, molecular function: DNA-binding transcription factor activity, RNA polymerase II-specific; RNA polymerase II transcription regulatory region sequence-specific DNA binding. The transcript is spliced from 8 exons.
GAACGACUAUCUCUCCUUUAAACGCAUGUUCGGAGCCUGCAGACUCUGCGUGACCCAGGGGUGCUUAUAUAACUCAAUGUGGGUGUCUGGGUGUAAAUACGUGUUUAUGAUUUUUAUAAUAUAUAUGUCUGUGGGUUGCAUCUAACUCCUGUGUGUGUAAUAAUGUUUUUCUCUCUGCUGAGGCUUACUUCUCCAGCCUAUUGUUUGAGACAACAGAUAUAAGUUGCGAUGGGAGAGGAGCGUCGGAUUUGGUGUGUAUCCCCCAUUUCCAAUUAUAGAUGGAUCAUUACAGACAGCGGAGUCCUGAGAAGCCAGACAUCUGCUCCUCACAUGAAUGCACUCACCUCCUAGAGACCAGGCUGCCAUCAUGCUCUGGAAGCUCGUGGAGAAUGUCAAGUACGAAGAUAUCUAUGAGAUGUUAGUCCACACCUAUUCAUCCAUGGACCGGCACGAUGGCGUCCCGAGCCACAGCUCCAGGCUCUCCCAGCUGGGCUCGGUAUCCCAAGGACCUUACUCCAGCGCCCCGCCGCUGUCCCACACCCCGUCGUCAGACUUCCAGCCGCCCUACUUCCCGCCUCCCUACCAACCGCUUCCCUACCACCAGAGCCAGGAUCCCUACUCCCACGUCAACGACCCCUACUCCCUGAACCCACUGCACCAGCCCCAGCAGCAUCCCUGGGGACAACGGCAGCGGCAAGAAGUGGGUUCGGAAGCCGGCUCUCUCCUGCCCCAGCCUCGGGCAGCCUUGCCCCAGCUCUCGGGCCUCGACCCCCGGAGGGACUACCACUCGGUCCGCCGGCCAGACGUGCUGCUGCAUUCGGCGCACCACGGCCUGGACGCGGGCAUGGGUGACAGCCUCUCGCUGCACGGCCUCGGCCAUCCCGGAAUGGAAGACGUCCAGUCAGUUGAAGAUGCCAAUAACAGCGGCAUGAAUCUAUUGGACCAGUCUGUCAUAAAAAAAGUUCCUGUUCCUCCCAAAUCUGUGACUUCUCUGAUGAUGAAUAAAGAUGGCUUCCUGGGAGGCAUGUCCGUCAACACCGGCGAGGUAUUUUGCUCGGUCCCCGGCCGUCUGUCUCUGCUCAGUUCAACUUCAAAGUACAAAGUAACUGUGGGGGAAGUUCAGAGACGGCUUUCGCCCCCCGAAUGCCUCAACGCGUCUCUCCUCGGCGGCGUCCUCAGAAGAGCCAAAUCGAAAAAUGGGGGGAGAUCUUUGCGAGAAAGGCUAGAAAAAAUCGGUUUGAAUUUACCCGCGGGCAGGCGCAAAGCAGCAAAUGUCACGUUACUCACCUCCCUGGUGGAAGGAGAAGCUGUUCACUUAGCUCGGGAUUUUGGGUAUAUUUGUGAAACGGAGUUUCCUGCUAAAGCUGUCUCGGAGUAUUUGAACCGGCAGCACACCGACCCCAGUGACCUGCAUUCCCGAAAGAAUAUGCUGCUGGCUACCAAGCAACUCUGUAAAGAAUUUACGGAUCUGCUGGCGCAGGACCGGACGCCAAUCGGGAACAGCAGGCCUAGCCCCAUCCUGGAGCCGGGGAUCCAGAGCUGCCUCACGCACUUCAGCCUCAUCACGCACGGCUUCGGCGCCCCGGCCAUUUGCGCCGCGCUCACGGCCCUGCAGAACUAUCUCACCGAGGCGCUCAAAGGCAUGGACAAGAUGUUCUUGAACAACACCACCACUAACAGGCACACGUCUGGGGAAGGCCCAGGUAGUAAAACUGGCGACAAGGAGGAGAAACACAGGAAAUGAAAAAUUAAAAAAAAAAAAAAAAGAAAAAAGAAAGAAAAAUGUUUUAAAUACAAAAGGAAAACAAAAAAUUUAACUUUAGCUUUAAAAUGUUGGAUUGGCUUGGAAGAAUUAUAUUAGGUAGAAUACACAUACAAUCAAAUUUAAAAAAAGAGCUAAAUAACUUAAAAAAAAAACUGAGGCGUACAACGGAGCAACAAUAUCGGUUCUCAGUGUCUAUUUCAAGAUACACUUGGAGACAAACGUCUGGAUUUUCCACUUCGGUUCUUUCGAGCUUAGUAAUACUGAUAAUAAAAGAAAACCAUGAUUUUCCCCCUUUGGAAAAUAAACAUAAGACUAAACAUGAGGAAACGCUAACUUAUUGGAAGAAAAUCGGAGAAACGUUGGUGUCAGUGCUUUGAGAGUUGGUUGACUGAGACGCACGAACUUUUUAAUUUUUAAUAUUUUUUAAGGAAACUCUCUCGCAGUCCCCACCCUUUCACCUCACCUCACCCCUCUCCCAGCCACUCUUUUCUAGGUUGCCCGCCCUCCCUCCCUCAAGCUGUCACGGGAAUUUUCCGGGAUGAAAAUGAGUGUGGUUAGCCCCUUUGCGUUGUGUUUCAGUCCCCUCGGUACCCCGCCCCCGCCCCACCCUGCGUUCUUAACUCACCGGCGCCCAGCUCCCGGGCCGUUGGCACCCUUGGGAGGGCGAGGGCUGGCAGGGAGGGAGGCCCGCGGUGAUGCGGGCGGGGCGCCAGCCAGCAGAGCAGAGGCUUCUGCGGCUGAGGAAAAUCCAGAUUAAGUUGAUUCAGACUCAUCAUCAGUUCCUUUUAGAAAUGUUACUAAUUCCCAGCCUGGCCAGCAUCUGCAUACAGAGAAUCUUGCAUUUGUUUUAUUUGUGUCAUCUACCAAUUUUAAGAACCAUAGUAAAAAAAAAAAAAAAGCACAAUAUGAAUACUUUGAUUAGUAUGUAAUUCCUUCAAAGGGGUAUGUACCAUUUCAUUCUCUUCUGUUUUCCAAAGCUUUGCCCGCAUGGUUUAUGAGCUUCUUCAAAGAGGACUUGGGCUUCCUACACAAUCUAUAAGGUACAGAGAAAAAAAAAAUCCGAUCCCUUUUAAUCAAAGCCUGUGUGUCAGAAUUCUGCAGGUGCACUUCUUUAAAGAAGCUCAAAGGGAAUAAUUUAGAAAGUGGCCAAUAAGAGAUUGAAGCUGCUUGGAGUCUAGUUGCUAACAGAUACCUCAACAUGGAAUUCCAGGGGAGGGGGAACUGAAAAAUGAAUUUUAGGGGAGAAGAGUAAGGGUUCUUGGAGCCCAAUAUUUUAGCAAUAUUGCCCUGCUUUUGAAAUAGAUUCCAUUUCCUUGGGCUCUUUGGUGAUUGCUGUUCUAGCGCGUAAAGAAGCAGCUUUUCCAGUGGUUGUGGGUAGGAGGGUGCUGCAAGCUUUCGUGUUUCAGCCACAAUUGCUUUCUUACAAGAUGCUUUAUGAAUGAGACACUCCCCCCUUCCCAGAUGCGUACUUCUUUUGGCAUAUAAUGCGUACUUCUUUUGGCAAAAUAAUGAAUGCAGAGUGAAAGGAGAUGUAUUUCAGCUUUGAAUUUUACCGUCUGUACACACUGAGACUAUUCCCAGUAGAUAAAGUUUCCUGCAUUUAAUGUUUCUCAUUCUGGCAGCUCUACUCCUUUCUUGGGCUUCAUCUGAGCAUUAUCAUGAAAUAAGAUCUGGAACCUGUUGUCGCCACCCUCCCCAAAGCAGUGGGGAAAUCCACCCUCAGUGGUCUCUAAACUUAGUGUUGAUGCACGCGCCUCUUUAUACAAACUAGACCUUAGGACCUUUGCAACAGUCCUGAAAGAUAAAGAUCCAGAUGUCUGUUCUGAGGAUUUACACAUAGGAACCACGGGGACUCUCAGUUCUGCCACCCCAUGGGCUUUGGCUUUGGGAGAAGGUUGGAGGAUUGGGGUUUAGGCACCUGCUGGGAGCUUUGCGCUGACACUUUUAUGGGGGAGAGGGUUAGGGAGCUGGUUUCAGGUCACCAGGAAGGUCCAAGCAACAGUUUAUGUCACAUCCCAGCCCAUCUACCACUAGCUCCUUUGGGAACAUCUGGGUGUGCAGGGUUCAGCCCAAGACGAGGUUAAAUACAAAGGUUGGGAACUAAACCUUAUGGAGAGUGUAGACACUCCAUCUCUCCCCAGCUCAGAAGCCUGCGCCUUUGUCGGAGGGCCUGGCCGCUUGCAUUGUAUGUAUUCUGAUUGCACAAGGCCAGGAGAAACCACACUGAAAACCAUCGUCUCCUUUCCUUGCAGGGCAACGCGCCCCACGCGUGUGACGUGCGAGAGACGCGAUGGACGCGCCUUGCUCUUACUGUGCAGGUCCUGAGAGCGUGUGGGCCACUCGCGCCCAGUCGUGUUGAGGACAUAGAAUCAGCCGCUGCAGGGGCCUCGGGCCGCGCGGGCCCUUUUCGCUCUAGGUCUCACCCUAAGGGCUAAGGCGACCGAGAAAGCCCCAUUCUCCAGUAGGUAAUGGGGCGGCGCCACGCGGGCUGCAGGCGGGGAGGGGUCUCUGCGCUGCCCAAGCCCUUUGCCACCAGCGGCCGCUCCGGGCGCCUGCUCCCGGAGGGCAAGUGGCCUAGAAAUGUCCGGUGGAAUCGGAAGCUUCCCCAGCCUUUGGCAGGACGAAAACGCCCCCUCCUCACGUUCCUAAAGGCGGGUGAUGGGGUACGAAUUGUCCUAUUUGGCUAUGCAGGCUCUCUUCACCGUCCUUCGCCCUCAUUCGAGCCUGUCUCCCGCACCCCGGUUAAGUAGAGCCCCUUGCGCGUUUUCCCUGCCCCCCCCUACCCCGCGUGCAGAGAGCCCACUGCCUCCCCUCUCCCUCACUUCUCCUUCUCUGUACGACCCCCACCCCCUUUGCUUUCGUUAGCCAGGCCCGCUACGUUUAUCUGAUAAUUGAGUUAUUAAAAGAUUUGGUUUCCUUGGGCCCAUAAAUCAAUAAACAGUAGGAUUAACGCAAGAGUUUGCCUUUUAAGUCAAGGGAAACGUUUAAAACAAGCCCUUUUGAGUUUUGUUUUCAAACCAAACAGGUGAGUUGCGGCUCUUCUUCCUCCCUGCACUCUGUAGACAUUUUAUCCGUGCCGCGUGCCCCUCCCGAAUGCGCACACCCAAACGAAAAUAGCUAAAGAUAGAAAAAAGGAGUCAGGAUGUGGCAGUGCUGCCUUCACACUUUCCACUUUCCAAGUUCCCUUAGGAGGUUCCAAAGGUCUCCUGACCAUUCUCUGUCCAAUCCUGCCUCUUCCUACAGGUAUUAUGGGUCUCAGGGGAGGGGGAAAAAAAAAAAAAAAAAGACAGAGGAGAUCUCUGGGAGAAGUUUCCACCAUCAAAAUGCUCUUUUAAUUUUCCCCCAAACUGGGAAAGUAACUUUCUCUCACCACCCCCAGCACAAAAAUUAUCUUGCAUUUUUCUUUCCUUCUCUCUGGCUCCACAUCCUUAGCUUUCUCCACACCCCCAUAAAGAACCGAAGAGGCUUUCAAAGACCUGGCUGUUUUAUUUUCUUUGGCCAAGGGAACCGCUUUCUCUCAAGCAAUUAUUUCAUAUCCUAUGAAAACUUUGGUUGAAUGGAAAACCUGAAGUCCCGGACUUAUCUACACACUGUUCCUCUGGUACAAAGCCUUACUUAAAAGGGCAACUCCUUCCUACUUAGAGUGUUUAUAGAGAAUUUGUCAUCACAUCUGAUAUCCUGUAUGCAUAAUACAUUAUGUGGAAAGGAAAUAAUAACCUUAAACCAUCUGAUGUUGCCUCAAGAGCCCAAAUAGUGUUUCCUCUCCUGUGCCAAUAUAUGUUAAAUUAUUGGGGUUAAAAAGAGAAAGAAAGAAAAAAAGAAAGAAGAGUAAGAAGAAAUAUCAAAAUAUCAAAAUUCAUUUUCCUUUUCUUUCAAAAAGUGGAAUGAACACUAUUCUUUAAAUGCCAAAAUUGACUCCACUGUUGAGUUUGUCUCUAAUCCACUAAUAUUGUUUUUGCCACACAAUCGAGAAGUAUCAAUCUAUUGACUCUUCUGAAGAAGAGUUCUGGAGGGUAUCCAUGUUAAGUUUGUAUAUAUUUAUUUAUGCUUAAUUUAAUGGGAAUGUGUAAAUAUGGCAAGUAGUUUGGGAUUAUUUAUCUGUGAAUCUAUACCUCUGUGAAUGGGUGGUUAAAAAAAAAACGAGAAAAAAAAAUAACGCUUGACCUUAGGUAGAAUCCUAUCUGAAUUUUUCUGUUCUUUAUAGACAAGCUGUUAUGGUAAUGGGUAGAAAUUGGUUUAUUGUCCAGUGUUGAUCUGAUUUACACAAAUAAAAAGACUGUUGUGUUUUUGUUGUGUUUUCAUCUUCAGUUUCUUGAAUAUGGACAUUGUUUAAUUCCACAGACAGAAAAAAAGUAUAGCCAAGAAUUUUUUUCCUUUUUGUCCUCUCUCACCGAAACGCAGGCAGUGUUUUCGUUAUAGCAUAAACACAAUAAAUUUUGUUUCUUAGAA